Messenger RNA from Rosa rugosa (rugosa rose), 1223 nucleotides. Its product is annotated as glucan endo-1,3-beta-glucosidase-like. Lineage: Eukaryota; Viridiplantae; Streptophyta; Magnoliopsida; Rosales; Rosaceae. The record is from RefSeq and is a predicted model, not a curated record. The coding region runs from base 65 to 1096 and encodes 343 amino acids. The transcript has 2 exons. Gene Ontology annotation, molecular function: hydrolase activity, hydrolyzing O-glycosyl compounds. Gene Ontology annotation, biological process: carbohydrate metabolic process. Gene Ontology annotation, cellular component: plasma membrane.
UCCAGGGAUCGUAGAUUUAAUGUAGCAAAACUUGGAUCAGUUUGUUAGUUAUUUCCUCUUCGUCAUGGAUUUUUCCUACACAACACAUAAAAAUACCUUCAUGGCUCCCAUAUUGCUGCUCCUUGUACUGUUGAUGCCUGCUCUACAAAUGACAGGUGCACAAUCUGUGGGUGUCUGCUAUGGACGAAAUGGCGACAAUUUACCUACUGAUACAGAAGUCGUUGAUCUGUACAAAAGCAAUGGAAUUGGAAGGAUGAGGAUAUACGAGCCAAACCAAGCAACCUUGGAGGCCCUUAAAGGUUCUAACAUAGAACUCAUAGUCACCAUCCUCAACGACCGUCUUCAAGAGCUCACUGAUGCUGCAGCAGCUACAAAUUGGGUCCAGCAAAAUGUGCAACCUUACUCGGCUGAUGUCAAAUUCAAGUACAUUGCUGUUGGCAAUGAAGUACACCCUGAUGCUGCAGAGGCCCAAUAUCUUCUUCCUGCCAUAAAGAACAUUCAGAACGCGGUUACAGCCGCCAAUCUACAAGUCAAAGUGUCAACAGCAAUAGAUACAACUCUUACCCAAAACUUCCCUCCUUCUAGUGGGGCAUUCAGCGAUGCUGCGAAUUCAUUCAUUACCCCAGUUAUCACCUUUUUAGGCAACAAUGGAUCACCACUUCUUGCCAAUAUAUACCCCUACUUCGCCUAUAUCGGUAACCCUGCUGACAUAAAACUAGAGUAUGCCUUGUUCACUUCACCAGGGGUAGUGGUACAAGAUGGUAGUAAUGGGUACCAGAACCUCUUUGAUGCUUUGUUGGAUACUCUUUACUCUGCUCUUGAAAAAGCAGGGGCACCCAAUAUGGCGAUAGUUGUAUCCGAGAGUGGUUGGCCAUCUGCAGGUAGUGAUGCUGCAACUACUGGUAAUGCAGGAACAUACUACAGCAAUUUGAUCAAGCAUGUGAAGACCGGGACUCCGAAGAGGCCUAAUGGAGGUAUCGAAACUUAUCUGUUUGCCAUGUUUGAUGAAAACCUCAAGACUGGUGACGAAGUUGAGAAACAUUUUGGUCUCUUCUCCCCUAACAAACAGCCCAAGUACCAACUCACCUUUGGCUAGUGCAGCCUCACAAUCAUCUUUUAGUUAAAUAAGAGUGCCUUGCGCCCAUGUAUGCAUGUGAUACAAAUACAAUACAAUAAGGAUACACAGCCUCAUCAUAAAUUUCAGGCGACGGUGAACUUUCUAA